GUGCUGAAGGUCAUGUGACGUUCACAAAGCGCGCGCAUCCGCCGUCAUUUUUGUUGACAUCAACAUCGAUCCCGGUCGGUAGUGUUUAUGUUUUCUCAUCUAGUUUACCCGAACUUCUAAUUAUAAUUUAAUUUUACGCUAAUCUACGUUGAUUAUUCAGUUUAAAGAGUUUAAAAACUGAAGGUACUGCGUGAAGUAAAGGUUUUAAGUGAAUCAUUACGUUAACAAUAAAAAUUACAAAAUUACAAAUUACAAAUCAUCCAAACGCACAGUGAAAUGGCCAACCUUAAACCACUCCACUGUUUGAAUCUCGACGCAAAUCAACAGAAAAACUUUUUAAAGUUUUUCAGGACGCUUCCAGAAAAACCCGCUACAACCGUGCGUUUCUUCGAUCGUUCCGAUUAUUACAGCUGCCAUGGAUCGGACGCUGAGUUUGUCGCCAAAUGUGUGUUCAAAUCAACAAAUGUGGUCAAAAUCAUGGCUCCGGCAGGAUCGGACCAAGAGGUACCGUACGUGGUGCUGAGUAAGAAUAACUUCGAAAGUUUUGUGCGCGAUCUUCUGUUGGUGCGCAACUACCGUGUAGAGGUCUACACCAACAAGGGACCCAUGAAGACUUCCAAUGACUGGGUGUUGGAGUUCAAGGGCUCGCCUGGAAAUUUGUCGCAAUUUGAAGAUCUCCUUUUCGCCAACAAUGACAUGGUGGCCGGAUCGGCCUUGAUUGCCCUCCAUGUGAAACCACAGGGUAAGCAGAAAAUGAUUGGAAUCGCGUGCAUUGAGAACAACGAGCGAACAUUUUCGGUGUCCGAAUUCAUGGAUAAUGAUUUUUACUCCGAGUUGGAAGCGAUGGUGGUGCUGCUGGGCCCGAAGGAGUGCAUUCUUCCAGCUUCCGAUGCCGAGUAUGAACGAAUCAAGACCCUUAUGGAGAGAAACAACGUAAUCGUCACAUUAAAAAAGAAGCAAGAUUUUUCUCUGGAAAAGAACGACGUAAUUCAAGACUUGAACAAACUGCUAAGAUUCGCAAAGGGUCAAAAGGAAAGUGCCAACACAAUGCCGGAAACGGCGAAAACUAUUGCCUUGGCAGCACUGGGUGUUGCCAUACGAUAUUUGGAGUUGGUGAACGAGUCAUCCAAUCAUGGCCACUACGAGCUAAAGAUGCUGAAUCUGAAAAGGUUUGUCCAUCUGGAUGCAGCCGCAGUAUCUGCAUUGAAUCUCUUUCCCAAACCGGGGGCUCUCAUGAAUUCGGCUGCCUUCAAGUGGCACAGCGUUUUGGGCGUUCUCGAUCGCUGUCGCACCCCUCAGGGACAUCGUUUAAUGGCUCAAUGGCUCAAACAGCCACUGCGCAGCUACGACAUCAUAAAGGAUCGUCAUGACAUCGUGGAGUGCUUCGUCGACAGUGCAACCGUUCGGUCUGAGUUACAUGACACUCACAUGAAACGACUUCCAGACAUUCUCAUCGUCGUCAAGAAACUACUCAGAAAAAAAGCAUCCUUACAGGAUAUCUUUCGGCUAUAUCAAGUAGUUUUGAGGAUGCCGAAAAUAAUCCGUCUGUUGGAGACGCUUGAGAACCCGACCGUACGAAACAUCAUCAACGAUCCAAUGAGAGAUACCUUGGCGGAUCUCAAACUGUUCAAGUCGAUGGUCGAACAGAUACUUGAUCUGGAAGCGGUUGAGCGGGGUGAAUAUCUGGUGAAGCAUACCUUCGACGAGCAACUGAAAGAGUACAAAGAGCAGAUGGAUGAUCUCGAAGGCAAAAUGAAACGAUUGCUUUCCAAGGUGGCUGAUGAAUUAGGACUAGAUGCUGGAAGUUCUAUCAAGCUGGAAUUUGUGGGACACCAUGGAUUCCACUUUAGAAUUUCUCUUAAAGACGAAACCAUCAUCCGGAAAAACACAAAAUAUCAGACCCUGGAUGCCGUUAAGGGUGGAGUCAGAUUCACAAGUGAGAAGCUUGCCGACUACAACGCUGACUUUGCCACCUCAAAGGCAUCGUACGAGGAGCAACAGAAAACUAUAGUCGACGAGGUGGUUCGAAUCGCUAUCGGGUACGUUGAGCCAUGGACCAUGCUAAACAACCAAAUCGCCCAGCUGGACUGCUACUUGAGUUUCGCCAUAGCAGCCGUCAGUGCUCCCGAGCCAUACGUCCGGCCGAAAAUGUUUCCGGAAGGAGAAGGUCGUUUGAAGCUGACGCAGCUGCGUCACCCAUGCUUGGAGUUGCAGGAAGAUGUGAGCUUCAUUGCAAAUGACGCAGUUUUUCAGAAGAACGAAACGAUCAUGUACAUUAUUACCGGUCCCAACAUGGGAGGCAAAAGUACUUACAUUCGAUCCGUUGGGGUAGCCGUUCUUAUGGCUCACGUGGGAGCAUUUGUUCCUUGUUCGGAAGCUGAGAUUACUCUUAUUGAUUCGAUUUUGGGUCGAGUAGGAGCAGAUGAUAACCUCAGUAAAGGCCUCAGUACUUUCAUGGUAGAGAUGGUUGAGACUGCUGGCAUUAUUCGUACCGCGACCGAUAAGUCAUUGGUGAUCAUCGAUGAGCUAGGUCGGGGCACAUCCACCUAUGAAGGAUGUGGCAUCGCUUGGUCCAUCGCAGAAUACCUUGCCAAGGAAACGAAAUGCUUCACGCUGUUCGCAACGCAUUUCCAUGAGAUAACUGAAAUGGCAGAGACGCUUACGACCGUCAAAAGUUGCCAUAUGAAUGCCAUUGCCGACAACGACAACUUUACUUUGCUGUACCAGGUCAAACCUGGCGUCAUGGAGAAAAGCUUCGGAAUACAAGUUGCAAAGCUUGCCAAAUUUCCCAACGAAGUUGUUAAGUUGGCCCAAAAGCUGUACGAAGAAUGCGAAGACCAUUACGCACAACUGCAGAUUGAGAAAGAUGACGAAGGAAUGCAGAUAUUGAAAGCAGCUCUAGUAAAAAUUGCUAAUGUUGACACGAACAAUGAUGACUCCAUUGGCGCCAUGCUGCAAGAUGUCCGUACGUGUGUCAGACAGUCCGGGAGCACAUACUUUAGAAAAACAUUCCCACAUCUCUAUGUAUAACUGUUUGUUAAUCAGACAGGAACAUCUUAUUUUUUUUUUUUGAAAGUACAAAAUAAGUUUAAGCAAUCAUCACUGACAUUAAUAAAUGAAAUUGAUUGAUUAUUUUUA
Messenger RNA from Aedes albopictus (Asian tiger mosquito), 3138 nucleotides. It is a transcript of the gene spel1, whose product is annotated as DNA mismatch repair protein spellchecker 1-like. The record is from RefSeq and is a predicted model, not a curated record. Gene Ontology annotation, molecular function: mismatched DNA binding; ATP-dependent DNA damage sensor activity; ATP binding. Lineage: Eukaryota; Metazoa; Arthropoda; Insecta; Diptera; Culicidae. Gene Ontology annotation, cellular component: MutSalpha complex; nucleus. The coding region runs from base 277 to 3030 and encodes 917 amino acids. Gene Ontology annotation, biological process: mitotic recombination; mismatch repair. The transcript has 7 exons.